UAAGGGCAUUCUGCAUUACUGAAAGAAGUUGCUCCUCUUUGUGGAGUGACUUAUGAUGUCAAGAACUGUAUCAUCCUGGAUUCUAAGCUCAGCAAGAAACAGCAUCGUCCUACAAGGAAAAGGACGUUUGUACUCCAGAUGCAUUGCAGCUAGAAGCAAGACAAAAUGGAAGCUUGUUUUCUGCGGAACACGCCUCUUCCCUGCUGGAAGCUGGAGCUUAGAUAAUGCUUUCUUCUUGAGAAAAGCCUUCAGACACACUUCCACUGAAGAAGAACAAUUCUCUUUUCAGUUGUCUCCAUCACAAAUCAAUGAGGUACUCAGGGCAGGUGAACUAUCCCAUAAAAUACUGGAUUUGGAUGGUAAAAAUGCUAACUCGGUGUUGAAAUUUGAAAGUAACCAGUUGGCAUCCAACACGCCAAUUGAAGACCGCAGAAGCGCGGCUACUUGCCUGCAGACCAAGGGGAUGAUGUUUGGGGUCUUUGAUGGUCACGCGGGCUCUGCAUGCGCGCAGGCAGUGAGCGAGCGGCUGCUUCACUACAUCGCGGUGUCCCUUCUGUCUCGGCAAGCCUUGGAGGAGAUUGAGCUUGCUGUGGAGAGCAUGAAACCGGUUCUGCCUAUGCUGCAGUUGCACAAGCACCCAAAUGAUGUAGAGUAUCGUGAAAUAACUUCACAGUAUUUUGAGAACCUCCGGGUUUACUGGCAACAUUUGCUGGACCUAGACACAGAGCCAGGAUUUAGUUUAGAAGAAGCCAUGAUAUGUGCAUUCAAAAGGUUAGACUCGGACAUAUCGCUAGAAGUUCAGGCUCCCCAGGAAAAUCAGUUGAUGAGAAAUAUUGCCCUUCAAGUAGCUUUCUCUGGUGCCACAGCCUGUGUGGCUCACAUUGAUGGAGUUCACUUACACGUUGCAAAUGCUGGUGAUUGCAGAGCAAUUUUAGGAGUAUGUGAAGAAGAUGGAACGUGGUCUACUCUUCCUUUAACUCGAGACCACAAUGCCUGUGAUGAAUCUGAAGUUAAAAGACUAAAGAGAGAACACCCAAAAUCUGAGGAGAAAACUCUACUUGUGAAUGACAGAUUACUGGGGAUUCUCAUGCCAUCCAGAGCUUUUGGAGAUGUGCAAUUAAAAUGGAGUAAGGAAUUGCAACAGAGUGUUCUGGAGAAUAGCUGCGAUGCUGAGGCUUUAAAUAUUUAUCAGUAUGUUCCUCCAAACUAUCACACACCCCCUUAUUUAACUGCAGAGCCUGAAGUCACAUACCACAAAUUAAGAGGCAAGGAUAAGUUUCUGGUUAUUGCUUCAGAUGGACUAUGGGAGAUGCUAAGCAACGAGAUGGUUGUAAAGCUUGUUGCUGGACACCUUGCACAGUUUAACAUGCGGAAACCACAACUGGCUUUUGAGAAACCAGUUAACUUGGGUUAUAUGCACAACUUGCUGCUUCAGAGGAAAAACAGAGGCACUGGCUCACUUGACCAGAACACAGCUACUCACUUAAUACGACAUGCAAUUGGAAGUAAUGAGUAUGGAGAGGUGGACCAAGAGAAGCUUGCUGCAAUGCUGGCGCUGCCUGAAGACCUUGCAAGAAUGUACAGAGACGAUAUCACAGUAACUGUGGUGUAUUUUAACUCAGAAACAAUUGAAAGUUAUUACAAAAACAGAGAAUAGAGACUUGCAUUGCUGCAUAUGAAUUUAGUC
Molecule: messenger RNA, 1687 nt
Organism: Tinamus guttatus (white-throated tinamou)
Lineage: Eukaryota; Metazoa; Chordata; Aves; Tinamiformes; Tinamidae
Gene: PDP2
Product: pyruvate dehydrogenase phosphatase catalytic subunit 2
Biological process (GO): protein dephosphorylation
Cellular component (GO): mitochondrion
Molecular function (GO): cation binding; [pyruvate dehydrogenase (acetyl-transferring)]-phosphatase activity
Source: RefSeq, a predicted model, not a curated record